AUGGUCGCCGCCUCCGGCCUCGCGCUGCCGCGGGUGGCCGCACCCUGCCCGGCGCGCACGCGGGGUGGCCUCCGCCCCGCCUUCCUCCGAUUCGCGCCGCCCGUGGCGCUGCCACCGCGCCAGCUCCGGUGCUGCGCGUCCACCGUCGACGAUGGCGUGGUGUCCGCAGCGGCCUCCAAGCCCCGCCUCCCCAGGGUGGUUGGUAUGGGUUCAAAGCUUGUCGGAUGUGGAUCAGCCAUCCCAACACUUAGUGUUUCAAAUGACGACCUUUCGAAAAUAGUUGAAACGUCAGAUGAAUGGAUUGCGGCUCGAACUGGGAUUCGUAACAGGCGAGUUCUUUCAGGAGAUGAAACAUUGCGGGGCCUCUCAAUACAAGCAGCUCAAAGGGCACUUGAGAUGGCCGAAGUAAAAGCUGAAGACGUUGACCUUGUUCUCCUUUGUACAUCUACUCCAGAUGAUUUGUUUGGAGGUGCCGCUCAGGUGCUGGCGGAAGUGGGGUGCACAAAUGCUUUUGGAUUUGAUAUUACAGCUGCUUGCAGUGGGUUUAUAGUUGGCUUAAUCACAGCUACUCGUUUUAUCAAAGGUGGAGGUCUUCAGAAUGUCCUAGUAGUUGGUGCCGAUGCUCUUUCAAAAUACGUGGAUUGGACAGACAGAGGUACAUGCAUCCUUUUUGGUGAUGCUGCUGGUGCUGUGUUGGUACAGGCAUGCAGCGUUGAUGAAGAUGGCUUGCUUGGUUUUUGUGUUCAAAGUGAUGGCAAUGGACAAAAGCACCUAAAUGCCAUAACGGCAAAUGACGAGUCUAUCUUGUCCAACACCAAUGGUGUUCCUGGAUUUCCGCCAAAGAAGGCAACCUACUCAUGCAUUCAAAUGAACGGAAAGGAAGUUUUUCGCUUUGCUGUCCGGUGUGUGCCACAGUCCAUCGAGAAGGCACUCCAAGAAGCUGGUUUGCCUGCCUCCAGUAUCGACUGGUUGUUGUUACAUCAAGCUAAUCAGCGGAUUAUUGAUGCUGCUGCCAGUCGAUUAGAUAUCCCAUCUGACAAGGUUAUUUCAAAUCUUGCUAACUAUGGCAAUACCAGCGCGGCAUCCAUCCCAUUAGCAUUGGAUGAGGCUGUUCGCAGUGGCAAGGUGAAGACUGGUGAUAUUAUUGCGGCAUCAGGUUUCGGCGCUGGACUUACCUGGGGUUCAGCUAUUGUCAAAUGGGGCUAA
Messenger RNA from Miscanthus lutarioriparius, 1206 nucleotides. The record is from the annotation of a GenBank genome assembly. NCBI's taxonomy places the organism in Eukaryota, Viridiplantae, Streptophyta, Magnoliopsida, Poales, Poaceae.